Messenger RNA from Besnoitia besnoiti, 1683 nucleotides. RefSeq lists its product as uncharacterized. NCBI's taxonomy places the organism in Eukaryota, Apicomplexa, Conoidasida, Eucoccidiorida, Sarcocystidae. The record is from RefSeq and is a predicted model, not a curated record. The transcript has a single exon. The coding region runs from base 1 to 1683 and encodes 560 amino acids.
AUGUCUGCCGCAGUUCGCUUGGUGUUGUUUGUCUUCCUCGAGACAACUUGGAACCAAUUGCUCCGGAGCGCAAGCACAGAUGGGGGUCCAACGCGGGUCAUUUCUGCUGCAUGCCCCUUCUUGUUUGCAGCAGCGUUUCGGCACCUGUCGCCCCUGGAGCCGGGGGCAGAUGUCCCUCCCGGCGUAGCGGGUGAGCAGGCAAUCGUCGCGGCGCCUGUGCCAGAUGUCGCGGCGCCUGUGCCAGAUGUCGCGGCGCCUGUGCCAGAUGUCGCGGCGCCUGUGCCAGAUAUCGCGGCACCGGCCCCAGACGUCGCGGCACAAAACCGUGCGGCAGCUCUCUCGACUGAAACGCCUUCUGCAGACGCUGCCCUCCGUAGCCGCCCAUCCGCGCAGCCGCUCUCGGCGCCAAGCGUGGAUAACGGCUAUGCAGCUGCACAGCGAGGAAAGCAGAACGCUGGUUCCAGGCCGAGUCGGCUCCGCGCUGUCGGCGAGUAUUUUGUGCGCCAGGGACGCCGCGCGGGCAACCUCAUGAGGCGUGCCGGUCGCUGGAUUCGUCGCAGGGUGUUUGAUCCUGCCGCGCGGUUCCUGUGGAGGCGGCGCUUCGAUGGCAUGGUUAACAAUAUAGUGAGUAAGAUGCGUAUGCGGUGGAAAAGCGCAGUGCAGCACGAUGCUGGAUGUAGCGUGGUAGCGUCGUUUGUCACGCGCCGCCGCUAUGCGCCCUGGAGUCCAGAGGAACAGCCGUCAGAUAUCAUGGUGGCGCUGUCCACGUUGUUCCCGCACGGAGCUAGCAUGCAACUGAAGUCCCGCGUCGAUAAACGCGUCCUGCUUGCGACAAGGUCGGAGUUUGUCGGUCUCUCUCCGUAUGGCAGCGUACUGUUUAAACUCGAGAGCCUCAGCAGCGAGCCCGAGACCCUCCUCGAGGCCUUCCCCGUGGUCGCACGGCCAUCGGCAACGAGCGCAACUCUAAGCAGAGAGACGAGGCGGGCGAUGGAUAUGAUCGUAGCUGCGACGUCAGGGCUUUCCGAUUACGGGAUUCCCUUGGAUUUGAUGAUGCUGAAAAAAGCCGGUGGCAUCUGGUGUCACCACAGCAAAUUAGAUACUGUCCUUGUUCCCAAUGUAUUCGUGCGUCGGCUCCUAAUGAAAACACUCCGCGAAGUUCUGACAGACAUGGCGGCGGAGGCCUCUGCAGAAACGGCGGGGCAGGGGCCUGUGCAUGAGGCCCGGCUCUGCCUGACGAGGCAGUUGCAUCAGGCCAUGACUGCUGCUCUGGGAACCACCGCGAGACGUGGACGCAUUAGCAUCGACACGGUGUUUGUCAGCAGCAACGGUGCCGUUCACUUGCAUGGCCCCCCGCUUGCAGCGGCCGCCCCUUUGGCAGCGCCGUCCCCCCCCUCUGAGGGCGCAGAGGGCGCAGCUGCAUCUGCUCAGUCGGCGGCGGACUUUCCGAAAGAACCUGAAGAAGACGAGUGGAAAGCGGUGGCGCCGUCAAAGAAGCUAACAGAGGACGUCGCGUUUGCCAUCGUUAUCGCUCAGAUAUGGUGCCCCAGCCGAUCGUUCGAGGAGGUGGCUGAGAAAGUCCUCCUGCAUCAUCGGCUGAGGCGCGAACUCACACACGAGUUCUAUACGCGCUGCGCAGCAGUCCCGGAAGUCGUCCGGCUCAUGAUUGCUGAGGCUGUGUUUUGA